Messenger RNA from Pseudogymnoascus verrucosus, 1923 nucleotides. RefSeq lists its product as uncharacterized. The record is from RefSeq and is a predicted model, not a curated record. The transcript has 2 exons. NCBI's taxonomy places the organism in Eukaryota, Fungi, Ascomycota, Leotiomycetes, Thelebolales, Thelebolaceae. Bases 1 to 1923 code for a protein of 640 amino acids.
AUGGGAAACUUGGAGAUUGCCCAGGGCGCCGAAGCAAAUGAUCCUCCUAACUCAAAGACAUGCGACGUUCAGGCUGUCAACACCCCGGAGAUUGCCGAGGAAAAUACAGAUAUAGAUCAGUUUGGAACAGAGUUAGGAGGAGUUGAGGCCAACGAUGCCUCACAGAUCGCUAUCGUUUCCCGAGAGAUUACCCCUCCAGGCGACACUAAAAACAAGUUGUCAAACCCGGAAUCACAAGCAAUUGAAGUUAUGGGCGCCACAGAGGGUUUCCAGGGUGAAACAUGUACAAAUGGUGGCUCUGGUCCAGGAUCACAAGGAGCUGGACAGUUGGAUGGGAAUAAACAAGAACUGGUCCUUUGGGAAAAUAAGUCGCCGAAGGAGCGACUAUUAAGCCGAGAAUACUGUACCCAGGCAUGCCUCUUGGGACUCAAGAGAGGAUCAAACCUCGAUGAGAGUUGUCCAAACACAGCAUCACACCGCGUAUCUGAGGGCAGCAUCCACCACCCUAUCGACGAGAAAGCCUUCACCCGAUUAGCUCGAGAAGAUCUUGCCCAAGAUCUUGCGAAGUCCACAGGUGUUUAUUCUGUACGUUUAAACAUGAAUGGCACCACAGGAACCCUCUUCAAACUCAUGUUGCCACGCUACGAGUAUGUUUUUGUGGGUAAAGGGACCACGUCAGAGUUCGUUUUGAAUCUUCAACAUGAAGCUUUAGUCUAUGAACACAGACUCAAGAGUCUCCAGGGCCAGUCAGUGCCUGUAUACUUAGGAAGCAUCGACGUUGACUUGGUCAUAAGAUGGGCCAUAGGCGCAGACCAGAUUGUGCACAUGAUGUUGAUGUCGUGGUCUGGUGAUACGAUUCCUGAAACGGAGGUGCCAAUUCUCGAGGUGAACCGGACUCUGCAAGAAGUGAUCCUUAGGGGUGUCAUUCACAACGACGUGUUCAAAGACAGUAGGGACUGGGCUUCUGUGCGCAAGAACAUUUACAUCUGGUCGACCGACAAUGUGAAAAAGCACCUGUUAAGUCAGAUGCGAAAAGCUGUCUGCUACCCCAACGUCCGUAGGCGCAAUAUGCUUUGGAAUUCUGAGAGGAAGCGCGUCAUGUUGAUAGACUUUGAGCGUUCUAUCAUCCUUGAUGAUGAAUUGGAUGGGCCAGACCAAGCUGACCAACCGAAGAAAUCCGAGCAAUUGGAGCAUCCAGAGCAUCCUAGGAACCCUGGUCAUCCCGAGGAACACGGGCAACCUGGACAAUUGAGUCCAAAGCGAAAGGCCAAUCCACAAGAUGCGCUUUCAUGGAAGAAGACCAAGGUUUAUGGCGCAAACUUCCCAGGUCGUAGUCUUGGGGUUUUGGGUACUUUGCCAAAAGAGUUGCGCAAGAUCAUAUAUGAAUAUGCCAUCUCUGUCGAGCCUUGUUCUCAUGGGGAGCCGAACUCAGGAUUGGGAUUAUUGGCCACAUCGGCUUUGAUCUACAAGGAGGUUAUUCCUCUGAUCUACCAGUCUCAACUAUUUGGCAUCGAAAUUGAUACGGAAUCUCGAGAUUUUGCAUACAAACAUAUCAAACCCGGCCGUGAAGAUAUUUCUUGGGGCGUUUCUAUUGAACAUCUAUCAACUGAUCUGGUUGACUUUGUUCAAAAUCUACAUGUUCGAGUCAAGCCUGGGGACGAGCCUUUUCACACAUCUCUUCAUGUUGCAAUGGUAAAGUUUUGCCACGAACUACAGAACAAUACUCAUCUCCAGUCUCUUCAUAUCAGCAUAGAAUUCCCCACGAGCAGCAAAAAAGAUGAACCCUGGGCUAUGUUUUACCUUUUGGAGCCGAUGAAGAUGCUACUCCGGGGGGGGGAGUUUGAGAUUACUAUGACUUCAGAUAUAAGUGAGGACAACGCUAGGAACACUCGGCUUAUAUUUGCCUACAACAAGCGCCAAUAA